Molecule: messenger RNA, 1094 nt
Organism: Salvia hispanica
Lineage: Eukaryota; Viridiplantae; Streptophyta; Magnoliopsida; Lamiales; Lamiaceae
Product: vesicle-associated protein 4-2-like
Biological process (GO): endoplasmic reticulum membrane organization
Cellular component (GO): endoplasmic reticulum membrane; plasma membrane
Source: RefSeq, a predicted model, not a curated record
UACCGCACCAACGAAGAACUUUAGAAAAGUCGCACUCUCCAGAGCUUGAAACCCAAAUCAAAAUCAAAAUCAAAAUCAAAACCCCCUUCCACUGCGACGUCGUUUAGGUGACCGGCGACGGAUGCCAACUGCCGACGAUAAAUCUGACGGUAAAGUUUGGGGGCUAUUCAAAAUGCCCUUCCGAAACUCGCAGCCGGCGUCGUCUUCUUCCUCCGAUUUCGCCCAUUAUCAGCAUAAUUAUGGCCACGGCAGCAACGCUACUCAUUCUCAGGUCGAGGGAUCGGGUGCUCACGCUGCGGCUGCUAGCUCAGUUUCGUCGGUGGCUAGAUCUCUGCUCCCCACGCGCCGCCGUUUGAAGCUCGAUCCGUCCAAUAAGCUCUAUUUUCCAUAUGAGCCUGGUAAGCAAGUUCGAAGUGCUAUCAAAAUAAAGAAUACAAGCAAGUCUCUUGUAGCAUUCAAGUUUCAAACCACAGAACCAAAGAGUUGUUUCAUGCGUCCUCCUGGGGCCAUUCUUGUUCCUGGCGAGAGUAUAAUAGCAACCGUCUUCAAGUUUGUAGAGGUUCCAGAGAACAAUGAAAAGCCUAUGGAUCAGAAAAGCAGGGUGAAGUUCAAAAUAAUGAGCCUAAAAGUGAAAGAAGAAAUGGACUAUGUGCCAGAAUUGUUCGAUGAGCACAAGGAUCAAGUAGCUGUCGAGCAGAUACUUCGUGUAGUUUUUCUGGAUGUUGAACGCCCCAGUCCUGCUCUCGAGAAACUAAAGCGGCAAUUAGCUGAAGCUGAGGCUGAACUUGAGGCUCGGAAGAAGCCCUCAGAGGACACAGGGCCAAAGUUUGUUGGAGAAGGACUUGUGAUUGACGAAUGGAAAGAAAGACGAGAACGAUACCUGGCUCGACAGCAAGUGGAAGUCUCUUCCUGAAAGUCUUGUGUACCUGAUCGGAUAAUUUUUUUAACGGCAUUGUACUUGCAUGAGUGUAUGUAGUUAUUCCAUAAUUGUGAAAGCUGUGUCCCGCCAAAGUAUUGACUAGGAGUGAUGUGGCGGUUGCAAUUGAAUUUGAGUAUUUGGCUUGUUGGCAUAUACAUCUGCAGUUGUUUCUCAA